Molecule: messenger RNA, 1571 nt
Organism: Schistocerca americana (American grasshopper)
Lineage: Eukaryota; Metazoa; Arthropoda; Insecta; Orthoptera; Acrididae
Exons: 5
Coding region: 160-867 (235 amino acids)
Source: RefSeq, a predicted model, not a curated record
GCGUCGAUCCUUGGACAGUCCAGGCACGUCAUACAGUUGCUGCCGGUAUAUGCCGACAGCUUGGAACGUCUGGAACUUUAUGAGUACGACAUAGUCCGCAACUCGGCCAGAAAGGCGUUCACUACCGUCGGAAGCUUGAAGCACUUGCGGGAACUCAGGAUGUCCGUCCCCGAUCGAAUACCGCCCGGAACAGCUGCUCUGGCUUUUACGAAUGGAGGACUGCCACAACUGAAAGUGCUGGAUCUACCACACGGAUACGGUGUGGAAGAUAACACAGUAAUUGCCAUCAGCCACGGAUGUCCCGGUUUGCGGCAGCUCUCCGUCACUCACGCUACGAAGCUGUCGCCUGCUGCCUUCUCGGAGAUUGACCGUCUAGAACAUCUUGAAAUACUAGAUGUGACAGGUUGUAGCAGACUCGGCGGAGGCCUAUUCCCCUACCUCGUCGGGCUACCGCGACUUCACACAUUGCGAAUGGGUACCAUGUAUUUCGGUACCACGUAUUUUACAGAGUUGCAGCCAGGUGUGAGCAGCAUCCUCAAAUUGUCAGGUUUGCGCUGUCUGACAUUCGAUUAUUCGGAUGUUACUGGAGAGCCUUUUGAUAAGUUUCCGGAGAAUCUCAUCAGUCUCAGGGAGCUGAGUGUCGAAGGGUGCCGAGGUGACCCCAGAGCCACAGACGGGCUGACCGAGCAGAUGCCCAAUCUCGUAAUCCGCGGCAAGAUCCACGCUGAGCUACAGCGUUUCUACUUCGAGGCACUCGAGGAUGUAGGGCCCGGCGAAGCAGACGAAGUGGUGGACGACCGUUCGGAGAGUGACGAAGACGGCGACAGUGAUAGUAGCGUCGGCGGCAGUGACAGUGAGAGAGGUUGAGAGCACUAUAUCUGUAUGUAUAAAAAUGAUGUGAAAUUUAUAGGAAAGUACAAUUCUCAGUACUUGUCAACAUAAGCGGAAACUGUUUUGAAGGAAUAUAACAAAUAAUUUUAGAAAUGUGUAGAAGAAACAGUAAUGUUGUUUGAAUACCUGCUGUAAUAAUCUGCAAUAAUGUUUGAUUCUUGUUGUAACAACAAUGGAUUCACAAUGAAACAAAUUUUUUAAAUGAUAAAAUGGCUACACAGAUCAGGUAGCAAUUCAUAAAUAGCACUGACAAUGUUUUUUUGCAGUAAGUCGAAUUUAAAAACUUCUUUGUUUUUAUAAACCUGUGAAACAAUAAUAAAUGAGGACUGCUACCUUGUUAUUUUAAGUGUUAAUUAUAUUUAUCAGGAUACUACUAGAUACCAUUUUUAAAUAUUAAAUUUCAUUUGGAGGAACCACUUUGUGAUUAAAAUACACGACAGACUCUUUUACGAAUGAACCACACAUCACUAGUGUAAUACUGUACAGCAUUUAUUAUUUGUUACACAAACCAGUUUUUGGCUGAUAAGUCACUGUCGGGUAUGAAGAUAAGUAAGUGGUAAAGUGAAAUUGGUUGGAUCAAAGAUUUUAAAGUAGUCCAUCUAAAGAGUAUUUCUGUUUCCAGAGGUGAAAAAAAAUUAAUGUUACAAGAAGGAACAAAUAAAGGAUUAUUUCAGUGUAAA